AUCUAUCGCGUCGUGAUCGAGGGGCGGCCCGACUUCGAGGGCGUGGACGUGGCCGUCCGGAGGGUCCUGCCCGGCUGCGGUGCCGCCGACGCCACGUUCAGCAGCGACGGCGGCGAGGCCCACCCGCUGACGCCGCACUCGGUGGAGGCGUUCCUCGCGACCGGGCGCGCGUUGGCCAGCGGCCAGGUGGUCCUGCGCCUCGACGUCCCCGAGGUUUGCGAGGAGAGCUAUCCUCGGCGACGCGGCCCACUCUGCUGCAAUCGGCUGCUGCCACGACACCAGCGAAGCUUGCCAAGUCCCGUAGCAGCGGCGGCCCCAGGACCCGCGCCCCCUCGACGAGCUCGUGGCGGGGCUGCAGGACGUCCGCGAUAUCCGCCUUAA
Molecule: messenger RNA, 381 nt
Organism: Prorocentrum cordatum
Lineage: Eukaryota; Dinophyceae; Prorocentrales; Prorocentraceae
Source: the annotation of a GenBank genome assembly